Messenger RNA from Physella acuta, 2114 nucleotides. Its product is annotated as putative methyltransferase-like protein 15 homolog. NCBI's taxonomy places the organism in Eukaryota, Metazoa, Mollusca, Gastropoda, Physidae. Gene Ontology annotation, biological process: rRNA base methylation. The record is from RefSeq and is a predicted model, not a curated record. Gene Ontology annotation, molecular function: rRNA (cytosine-N4-)-methyltransferase activity.
AGUAUAAUUUACCUAAAAAACUUAGAAGCAAGAUGGCCGUUAAAGAAAAUGAGCUUGGUUGCAGCUCAUUUAUGAAAACAUUGCUAGUCUUUAGAACUAGAUCUAGAUCUACCUAGAUCUAGAUCUAUAUAUUACUGAAAAGUUUUACAAUUGUACUAUUUUACAAUUGUUUAAAACCGAUUUGCUGCAAUGGCUUUGAGAAGAGUGUCAGCACAAGUCAUCAGCCAACCACUCGCUUGCACAGUUUUCUCUUCUGCUUUUUCUGGUCAUGUGACCAGCCACACACAGGCUGAUAGAGGAUGUGGUCAUGUGACCAGCCACACACAGGGUGAAAGAGGAUGUGGUCAUGUACCUGUCUCUGGUCAUAUACCUGUCUUGGUCAAGGAGGUACUGAGUGUGUUGGAGCCCAAAGACAAUCAGGUAAUUGUGGACAUGACAUUUGGUGCGGGAGGACAUGCCAGACGUCUGCUGGAGCUGGCACCAAAUGCUCGCUACUUCGCCUGUGACAGGGACCCACUAGGAUAUGAAAAUGCUGUCAAGCUGUCAAAUGAAUACAGGCAAGUUGUCCCUGUGAUGUGUAAGUUCUCUGAUGUAGCGUCCCACCUACAGAAAGCUGGUAUCAAGCCAGGAAUGGUGGACAGUUUUUUAUUUGACCUUGGCGUCUCUUCCAUGCAACUGGACAUCGCAGACAGGGGUUUUUCACUUAGUCGGGAUGGACCACUGGACAUGAGGAUGGGAGGUCAUACUGAAGAUGAGGUGACAGCAGCUGAUGUGGUCAACACACUGGACUGUAAAGAGCUAAGUGAGGUCCUGAAGAAAUACGGAGAAGAAAGGAAAUGUCGAGAGAUAGCCCAUGCUAUAGUGGAGGCCAGGUUUGCGGGAGGAAAGUUGACACGCACCACUCAGUUGGCUCAGGUGGUACAGAAUGUUUUUCACAGUGGUGUCCAGCGCCUUGACAAGUUGGCCAGGCCGGCUCAUGUGGCCACAAAGACUUUUCAAGCUCUGAGAAUCUUUGUCAAUGAUGAGCUCAAUCAGCUUCACAAUGGGCUAGAACUGGCUGGCCAUUUUCUCAGGGUCGGAGGUCAUUGUGCUGUCAUCUCCUUUCAUUCCCUUGAAGACCGGAUAGUCAAGAGACACUUCCACGAUGUGGAUUUGGACGAGCGUGGCAACAGAAGCAUCCAUGACCACUUCCGUAACGCUGAGCUCAGUCUGGACAUGGGCCUUGUCCAGCAGGAAUGUUUGAGCAAGCCUUGGCAACCCAUCAGCAGGAAGGUUCUAGAAGCUUCAGACAGCGAGUGCCAGAGAAAUCCUAGAGCUAGAUCUGCCAAACUUAGAGCAGCCAUAAAGUGUUAGGGCCAACUUUGGCUGGCCAUAAACUGACAGGGUGGCCAACUUAGAGUAGCCACAAAGUGUUAGGGCAGCCCACAAACUGACAGGGUGGCCAAACUUAGAGUAGCCACAAAGUGUUAGGGCAGCCCACAAACUGACAGGGUGGCCAAACUUAGAGCAGCCAUAAAGUGUUAGGGCGGCCAACUUUGGCUGGCCACAAACUGACAGGGUGGCCAAACUUAGAGCAGCCAUAAAGUGUUAGGGUGGCCAACUUUGGCUGGCCACAAACUGACAGGGUGGCCAAACUUAGAGCAGCCAUAAAGUGUUAGGGCGGCCAACUUUGGCUGGCCACAGACUGACAGGGUGGCCAAACUUAGAGCAGCCACAAAGUGUUAGGGCGGCCAACUUUGGCUGGCCACAAACUGACAGGGUGGCCAAACUUAGAGCAGCCACAAAGUGUUAGGGCGGCCAACUUUGGCUGGCCACAGACUGACAGGGUGGCCAAACUUAGUGCAGCCACAAAGUGUUAGGGCGGCCAACUUUGGCUGGCCACAAACUGACAGGGUGGCCAAACUUAGAGCAGCCACAAAGUGUUAGGGUGACUAACUUUGGCUGGCCACAAAGUGAUAGGGCGGCCCAACUUUAGCUGGUUCCAAACGUUUAGGCCAUUCAAUUUUUGGUAUUUUUUUUUUCAAAUGUGCACAACUUUUUUUUUGUACUUCCAUUUAAUAAAUAAUAAAGUGAGAGCAACUGUUUGAUAGCAUCCUGGUCAGAUCAGUUGAAUU